Cajanus cajan (pigeon pea) is the source of this 975-nucleotide messenger RNA. The record is from RefSeq and is a predicted model, not a curated record. NCBI's taxonomy places the organism in Eukaryota, Viridiplantae, Streptophyta, Magnoliopsida, Fabales, Fabaceae.
AUGGCCACCGAAACCCUAGAAGACUCCAAGCCUCCGCUCCACAACGCCAAAUCGCCACCGGCCUCCGAGAUUCCGAAGAAGGAGGCUUCAGCGAAGCGGGGUUUGCCCUUGAGGGUGAGGGACUUGACGCGAGUGAAACGCGAGGUCGCACGGUGGAUCGGUGAAACUCGUUUUUGUGAUGAGUUUAGUCGCCUUUAUGGAAUCUCGUUAAACAAAAAUGACUCGGUAGAAGAAAUGUAUGGGGAUGGUUCAAAGUGGCGGUGGAGUUGGAGGCGCCCACUUUUUGCAUGGGAAGAGGAAAAGUUGGUUGAGUUGGCUAAUAGGUUGGCCUCGGUAGUUUUGACAGAGGCUCACCCAGAUGAAUGGCGUUGGUUAGCCGAAAGGUCAGGGAAAUAUUCGGUGGCAUCUGCUUAUAAGAUUUUAGCAAAGUCAAACCUUGUUCAAGUGGACACUUUUUAUGAUACGAUAUGGGUCAAAGGUAUCCCUCCUAAGGUUCAAGUUUUAGUGUGGCAGUUGGAAGCGGACAGGUUACCUACCCAGGAUAACCUCCUUUUGAGAGGGGUUACUCUAGAAGGACAAAAUGGUUGUGUUUUUUGCGAAGAAGGCUUGGAGUCCAGCAAGCAUUUGUUCCUCUUGUGUCCAAAGGCUUAUGCUGUUUGGGUCAGAUUAUACGCUUGGUGGGGAGUGUCAGGGGUGCUUAUCAACGAACUUAGGAGUUUUUGUCAUCAAUAUAUGGGAUUGGUGAGUGGCAAUAAGGGUAUUAAGCGAGUUUGGUCCUUUGUUUGGUUUGCAGGUAUAUGGCAGUUAUGGAAGGCUCGAAAUGAGAACAUUUUUAAAGACAAACUCUUUAAGGUGGAAGAGAUCGUGUUCAUGGCACAGUUGAGAUCGUGGGAGUGGUGUACGGCUGCUAGAAUGGUGUCUUCUUCUUUUCCAGAAUGGUUGAUGAACCCAUUGUCCUGUGCAAGUGUCCCUUAA